Molecule: messenger RNA, 993 nt
Organism: Darwinula stevensoni
Lineage: Eukaryota; Metazoa; Arthropoda; Ostracoda; Podocopida; Darwinulidae
Source: the annotation of a GenBank genome assembly
AUGAGUGCAUCCAAGGAUGACGUUCACAAAAACAGUUUCGCCAACUUCACUAGUUCCAUCGAGGUCGAGCCCGUGGAGUGUAAAUUGACGAAAGUUGGAGACGAAUAUUUUGGGAUUAUGAACGCGGGAGCAAGUUUUGAGUUCGGGUCAAUGAAGUGCCAACCCUGGUUGGGUCGGACAAGCAGCGAAGGAGUCUCAAUGCAGAAUCUAGGGGCAUUUCCUGACCCAGGUGUGGACGGUGGUCACAACUACUGUCGCAAUCCAAACCGGGAUCCCGACGGUCCAUGGUGCUACACUGGAGAAGCAACUGGCAAAGGAUUGCAAUAUUGCCAAUUCCCUCUCUGUUUUGAAGCAUAUGAACGUGCUGCUAUCGACGGUGACCCGGCGGUAGGAGAACCAGAAUGUCUGCAAACGGAAAUGGGGAAGGAAUAUGUGGGGACGGUGAGGAAGACAAAGACCGGGAAGUCCUGUCUCAGCUGGAGUUCCAUGAAUUCGUCUCUUGAAGUCUUCAGAGACGUCCUUGGCUUUGAUAAGAAAAUUGCUUAUGAUGAUCAUUUCCGAUUUGGGAAGGCUGCAUUACAUCAGCACUUCUGCAGGAACCCGACUUUGAAGGAGCGACCUUGGUGUUUCGUCAGUCCUUUGGGAGAAUGGGACUAUUGCGAAAUCUCCUCCUGCCCUUCCUACCCAAACAAGACGGAAUGCAGGUGGACAAAGGAGGGAGAGGAAUACGCGGGAACUCGCAAUAUGACGUCGUCCAUGAGACCAUGCCUGUCUUGGAGCGUCUCCAAAUUAUAUGAGCGUUAUUGGCCAAGAUUCCCAGAGGAUGUGGGGAAAAUCGAUCACAACUUCUGUCGCAAUCCAAAUGGGACAACGACGGCGCAUCUCAUCGGUCUCACAUUAGCUGCGAGUGGAGGACACAGGCAUGUCUUCUAUCUCACUAAUUCCAAGGAAGAAGCUUCCUCCAAACUAACUGAUUUGACGCCUCAUAGCUAG